UUUACGCUUUUCUCUGCAUUACUCUUAAUCGUAUCGUUUUUUUUUUAUCGUUUACAACAUAGUGUGCAUCCAAUUUAAUUUUGUUUAAAAAGGGAGUCUAGCCCGAAUGCAGUUAGGGCACGGAGCCCAGCAACUCGAUGCUGUAAAGCAUAAACACCCAAGACAGUCAGUAGCAGUGCUAGUAGCUUCUGAGUGCGUGAUUGGAGACAAAUUGAGUUCGACCUCAGAAGUUUUGAUUUCUCCGCAUACGGAAACAGAAAAAAGAAGGGAAAAAAUACAGGAGGCACUGACACACACACAGAGGUACCAGGGCGCUCAGUCUACCGCCUAGAUGUCUGUACUCGACUGAAAGCCAUGAAGACGCGUUGUAUUUUAAGACUAGCGAAGAAUAACAGUCUCCCUUAACACACAGUAAAGCUUCCAACAGUACUGCGUGAGCUUAAUCAGAUCUGGAUUGCAGAACAAACGAAGAAGAAGGGGGGUUUCCAGCUUUGCCUGCUGAAAAAAAAAACAUCCGCUUUAAAUUGAGCAUUAUCUAUCAGCAAGCACACUACCACACCUCCCCCCUCACAUGUAAAAAAAAAAUGUUUCGUUCAUCUUAGAGGUCUACAGUAACCUGAACAGGCUUUGAGAAUUGCAAACAGAACACUGAGAGGACAUUUAAAAAGAAGGGGGAAAAAAAACAAUCUACUGAACCGGAACCUUUGACAUUCAUCUUGGGAGACAAAAAAAGAGAAAAUAGCUGAUAUUGAAGGAGAGGUGGAGUCCGCAAUAUAUACCGGUUAGCAGUUCAUCAUGGAUUUCCCAAAUGCACCAGGUGGUUUUAGAGACCCCAGUCUAAGCCGAUUGCUCAACGACUCUGCUUUUAACAUGAACUUCAGUGCUUAUAACUACACCUUUGAGGGGGUACUGCCCAUUGGCGUGAAGAUUACAAUUGUUGUACUGUACAUGAUCGUCUGUGUAGUUGGGCUGGUGGGAAAUUGUCUGGUCAUGUACGUCAUUAUCAGGUACACAAAGAUGAAGACCGCGACCAACAUAUACAUCUUUAACCUAGCCCUUGCCGAUUCUCUGGUUCUCAUCACAUUACCUUUCCAAGGCACAGAUGUUUUCCUGGGCUUCUGGCCAUUUGGAAAUGUGCUCUGCAAGAUAGCUAUCUCAAUCGAUUACUAUAACAUGUUCACCAGCACCUUCACCCUCACCAUGAUGAGUGUUGACCGUUACAUUGCAGUCUGUCACCCUGUGAAAGCUCUUGACAUGAGGACACCCCAUAAAGCCAAAGUCAUAAAUAUCUGCAUCUGGGCCCUGGCCUCCGCAAUUGGUAUACCAGCCAUGGUGAUGGGUGCUGCAGAGGUUCAGCUCAUUGGCAUUGAGUGUAUUAUUGUCCUGCCUCAUCCGGACAGCUACUGGGAACCUGUGUUCGGUACAUGUGUCUUUCUCUUCUCCUUUGUCAUUCCCGUGGCCAUCAUCACGAUCUGCUACAGCCUGAUGGUGAAGCGCUUGAGGAAUGUGCGGGUGCUCUCUGGCUCCAAGGAGAAGGACCGGAAUCUGCGCCGGAUCACACGGAUGGUCCUCAUCGUGGUGGCCGUGUUUGUAGUCUGCUGGACCCCUGUCCAAAUCAUGGUGCUGGUCCAGUCUCUUGGCUUCAUUCUGGACAAUGAGCUCACUGUGGCCGUCAUGCAUUUCUGCAUCGCCCUGGGCUACGUCAACAGCAGCCUGAAUCCCGUCCUCUAUGCUUUCUUGGAUGAAAACUUCAAGCGGUGCUUCAGGGAGUUCUGCUACCCUUCCACUUUCCGCAUGGAGCUACAGCAGUCCAGCAGGAUGAGGAGCAUCGCCAAAGAGGUGGCCUACAAUUGCAAGAAUGCAGAUGGGACUAGUAAUCCAGCAUGACUAGGCGUGGAGCUGCCACUAGUCAGCAUGCCCCAACCAAAGCCUGGCAAUUCGAACGCUGAGCUUACCCAAAUAACAGCCCUUUAGCAUUCCUGUGUAUUAUACCACACUGAACACAAACACCAUUGGGAUAAAGGGGCUUUUUUGUAGUGGACAGAGAUUUCACAGCUCUGAUUUGAAAACAAAAAUUAGAAGAUGUAUUUCAUGGCCUUAAUUAUUCUGUUGUCUGUUAAAUGAAGCCGGACCAGGGUGUUAAAUUUGUCAAUUGGUGCUUUUUGUUUCUAAUGCCUAAAGAAAUGUCAUAUUGUGAAAAGGACAAUGAAACUUGGAGAAUUUUAUAGUUGUGCAUUGGUGAAAAAAAGUGAGCGCUUCUGUUUUUGUUUUUCUUUUAUGUCCUGUGAAGAAACAACAGAAAAAAAAUCUGUUUUCAAUGUGUGUAUGGUAGCAUUAUUGGACAAGUUCUUGGAAAAUAUGGAACAAUGUAUGUGGCAUAAAAACAAAUGUGUGGUUCUAUAGAUGUACAUAAUUCUAGUCCCUGCAUUUUAAAACACUAUAUCUACAAUGUGCCUCUACAUAUUGCUGAUUUGUUUUAAUAUCUGUUAGCAAAGAAUAUUGCAUGUCAUUUUACAUUUUUGUAAACCUGAUUGUUGUAAUGUUGGACAGGAACAAUGGGAAGGAAAUUAAUGGAUGAAUGGUUUGUUCAUAUACUGUACUCCCAUUUGAUAUGCCAAAAGCUGCAAAAGUGUCCGUAUAUCUAAGAUUGCAUUUAUUUCUUGUAUGACUGAUGACUUUAUUAUUAACUUAAUAAUUGACCGAUUACAUAUCAGGCUUACAGAAAGUUUAGCAUUAAUUCUAAGCAUAUCUAUUUUUUUUCUGCACAUUAAUUAAACAGCAGUCAUUAAAAUUA
This is a messenger RNA of Lepisosteus oculatus (spotted gar), 2794 nucleotides long. RefSeq names its product opiate receptor-like 1 (gene oprl1). Gene Ontology annotation, cellular component: neuron projection; plasma membrane. Gene Ontology annotation, biological process: sensory perception of pain; neuropeptide signaling pathway. Lineage: Eukaryota; Metazoa; Chordata; Actinopteri; Semionotiformes; Lepisosteidae. The record is from RefSeq and is a predicted model, not a curated record. Gene Ontology annotation, molecular function: nociceptin receptor activity; neuropeptide binding.